Messenger RNA from Oryzias latipes (Japanese medaka), 2011 nucleotides. It is a transcript of the gene rab5if, whose product is annotated as RAB5 interacting factor. Lineage: Eukaryota; Metazoa; Chordata; Actinopteri; Beloniformes; Adrianichthyidae. Gene Ontology annotation, biological process: mitochondrial respirasome assembly. The record is from RefSeq and is a predicted model, not a curated record.
CAUCCACGAGGAGGCGCUGUAAGAUUCCAGAGAGUUUUUUUCCCUCGCAUGCGACGAAACGUCGCACACUCUGAUUGGCUGGGGUCAUACGAUGUUGCGCAUGCCUAGAUGUGUUUUACGGCUAGCGACGGAAAUCUGUCAGCUCAGCUGUGACUGAAUCUCUGUCAAAUAUUUCAGUGUACUGGUUUCGUCUGGUCACUCCUGAGGCUUUAAAUCCAGAUUUGAUUUCACCGCAGCCUAUACUGUAGAGUUUUAAGGCUGAAUUUCAAUUAAGGAGGACACGAUGUCGAACAGCUCCAAGCGAAAAGAAGAAAGUCACCUGCUGAUGAAUGGGGGAGUAAAACAGUCCACAUGGACCAAAGUGUUCAACAGUAAAGCUGUCUGGGAGGAGAAGGAUGAAUUUUUAGACGUGAUCUACUGGCUCAGACAAAUUAUUGCAGUUAUCCUUGGAGUGAUUUGGGGAGUUGCUCCACUGAAGGGAUUUCUUGGAAUAGCCAUUUUCUGCGUCAUCAAUGCUGGUGUGCUGUACGUAUACUUCAGCAGCUUUCAGCAGGUUGAUGAAGAGGAGUAUGGAGGCACAUGGGAACUCACCAAAGAAGGCUUCAUGACUUCUUUUGCCCUUUUUCUGGUGGUGUGGAUAAUCUUUUACACAGCUCUACAUUUUGAAUGAGGAGAAUUCCACAAGGCUCUAAACAGACAUUUCUGUCGGAAUAAAUUGAGAAGCGAGAAUAACCUAAUGGUUUUGGGGUGUCAACACUCCCUACAUACUGUCUGACUUCUGGGUGUGCAGUCCAUCAAAGGAAUACGUGUCCACAAAGCAAGAUCAAGCAAGAACUCGGACAUGAACUACAUCACAAGCCUCUCUACAAACUGAUGCUUCCUUUUUUGUUUUCAUGGUAGCUUCCAUUGCCCUUCUCAGCUGUUCAUCUUUUGUCUUUACAUCAUGCUGAUCGUUUAUGACAGAAACACUAAAGAUAGGAAUUCAGUAGUUUAGCUCUGACUGAUAUUUUUUUUUCUUUUUUAUGAAUUGUGGAGGUUGUAACAUUGUUCUGAAAUAGUCUUAAAGUAGCACAGAUAACAACACAUUUUAUGCUCAGAGGAUAACAAAGUACAAACGCGGUCCCUACGCACUUCCACAUGCUCGUUCUUUUGCAAAUUAAAGGAAAAAGGUUCCAUCCUUCAACAUGCCACCAUUUAUUAAAUAGAAAAACAGCUUUUCAGAGGAAACUCCCUUUAUAAAACUAGUUUUAGUUCCCUUCCUUCAGCUAUGUUGAACCUUCACAAAGGUUCUCCAACAGUUUGGCAGUAAAGGUAGGAAUGUUCUAUCUAUCUGUGGUUUUAAUCUUGAUGGUUUUUUUUGUCUAUUAAAAAUAAGGCGUACAUCUUUUUUCUGCUCCGAUUAUAUGAACUUCUUUAAAAUAAACUGAGCUGUAACAAAAGUGAAAAUUGUAACACAUCACAGCAUUUCAAACAUCAAAUUAAGCGCUGGUUGUGACAAGUUAUUUUAUUUAAUCUUAUAGCUGUAGUAUCAAUUUGCUGUCACUUAGGUGGAGGAUUACCAACCAUUCAGGAUAAGAGGAAACGUGCAUGUAGUGUUAAGGUUGAACUGUUCACAGGCUGAAGUUGAAUCAGAUCUGUGCACUGCCAUGAUUUGUGUUGAGUGUUUUUGCUUUCAAAUUAAGUUAAAGGAUAAUUUAAACUUGAGUAGCUAAAUUUGUUUUAUUUUUUUGAGUUUCUAAUCAAAAGCUUGUCUGUUUUUCUUUUUCUAAUUUAAAGUCCUCUGUUAACUCAGUCAAUUUUCCUGUUUGUUAAAUCCAAAUUGUAUUACACAGAUAUAUUUAUCUUGUUUGAUAUAUCUCUCAGUAUUGUAUAGAACUUGCAGUUCUUGCAAAGCUAUUGUAAUAAUAGUUCUAUUCAGUAUGCAGCUGGCGUUUCAAAUGAUUGUAUUUUCUGACACGUCUUUUAAGAACCAUUAAACAAGGGCUUUGUUUAGCCUCCAUUUUCAAAAAAA